Molecule: messenger RNA, 761 nt
Organism: Diatraea saccharalis (sugarcane borer)
Lineage: Eukaryota; Metazoa; Arthropoda; Insecta; Lepidoptera; Crambidae
Source: the annotation of a GenBank genome assembly
CCAUUCGAUUAAUAGGAAACGCCUAUGCCCCAAGGGGGGACAUUAAUAGCCUCGUGACAACAUGACCUAUGACUCAACAGUGGGUUCAACUAAUGGUGAUUAUUUUUCUAGAUUCACAUACAAUGUUAAUUGUGAUGAAAUCCCGAUGCGGUAUUUCAACUGGGCUGAGCCAGACAUGCCUGAUUAUGUGUCUUUUGAUACUACUUCCACAAAGAACAGCAGGGAGGGUAGUUUAGCCAGAUUAACAGCAGUUCGUGAUGUAAUGGCCGAGAAUGAUGUUGAUGCUUACGUCAUACCUACAGCUGACGCACACAACUCGCAGUACAUAGCACCGGCGGAUGCUCGUCGUGUAUGGCUGUCAGGACUGCAAGGCUCAUCAGGUACAGUCGUGGUGACAGCCACAGAAGCACUCGUAUGGACAGACAGCAGAUAUUUCACGCAAUUCGAGAUACAAGUCAACACAGAACACUUCAAACUCAUGAGACAAGGUACUGAUGCGUCUAUUCAGAGUUGGUUGGUGGACAAUAUGGCCCAAAAUUCCGUAGUGGGUAUAGACCCAACUACUUAUACGCGUACCGCUUGGAUAACUUUAGAGGCAGCACUAAGAGCUGUCAAUGUAACAUUAAAAUCAACGCCACAAAAUCUGGUGGAUAUAGCGAGGGAGAGGAUUGGUGAUCCUGCACCAAACAGACCUAAUGAUGAUCUGAUACCUCUCAAUGUCAAUUUCACAGGUGAGUGAGUUACGAGCUAGAGUUCUGAAU